UUUUUUUUUUUUUUAUUAUUAUUAUUACACCUGCUUUCUUUUUUUUUUAUAUUACACAUUACAAAGAUGCUUCCUCCUGUCACUGACAGCAUUGCUGACAGCAUUGGCUCAACCCCCAUGAUAAGGUUGGCACCUCAAAACAAAGUCUCCAUGCUUGCCAAGCUUGAAUUCACCAACCCUACAGGCAGUGGUAAAGACAGACUUGCAAAGUACAUUCUCGACGAGCACGAGAGAAAGACGGCUUUCGAGUCAAGAGAUAAGCAGACAAAGAGAACGUUAAUUAUCCCUACCUCUGGUAACCUAGGCAUAUCAUUAGCCACAUUAGCAGCUCAACGUAAUUACCGUAUCAUUGCCAUCUUACCUGAACGUACCUCCAAUGAUCGUAUUGCGCUCUUAAAAGCGUUGGGUGUUGAAAUCUUGCGUUCCCCUAACGAAGUGCGACCAGAGGCACCCGAAAGUGCUUACUCUGUCGCUACCAAAUUAGCAGAACAAUUAAAAGACGCGGUUGUCAUGGACGAGACAAAAUUACGUGAUUUGACAGCCUAUCAUCAGUUGGCCGAGGAAAUUCUUCAACAAACAAAGACAGCGGUUGAUUUCGUAUUUGUGGGUGUGGAAUCCGGUGCGACCUUGACAGGUAUUGCUCAAUACCUCAAAGAAAAGAUCCCGGGUGUCAAGGUGAUUGGGGUUGAACCCACCGAAUCCAUCUUGAGUUCAGAGCACGCCCAUUCGCGUAGUGAUUGGAAAGUAGAAGACAUGGGCAACAAUUUUGUGCCGACCAGUCUUGACCUCCGGAUGGUGGACGCAUGGAUCAAAGUGAGUGAUAAAGAAGCCUACUCUGUGGCCCGUCGAUUGAUCAAGGAACAAGGGAUUCUUUGUGGCCCAUCAUCAGGCGCUGUCGUAGCCGCAGCUGCGCGUCAUGCGCACACGAUGUCAUCCGAUCACAGCACACAUACAUUUCAGUCGGUUGUCAUUUUAAAUGACGCUUGUCGAAAUUACACGAGUACUUUACUGUCAGAUGAUUGGCUCUUUGAAAAUGAUUUGGCCGAUGACUUGAUCACGCACGAAUUAGAAUAUCUGUCUCAAAAUAGAUAUCGUGCUGCGUCGGUAGAGGAUCUUCAGUUACCUGCUGCGGUCACUAUCCCACCCAAAACCUCUGUUUCUCACGCUAUGGAUCUGAUGUUGGAACGUGAGUACUCGCAAUUACCCGUCAUUAGCAGUCACAAUCGAAAAUUAGUGGGUUAUGUCUCGCUGGCUUCGUUGCAAGAUAAGUUGGAGCAUGGUCAUAUUCAAUUGUCGGAUACGGUGGAAUCUUGUAUGUUCUCAUUUAAGAAGGCAGCUGGUGUGACCCUGAACAAGUAUGAAGUCAUCACACCUGACACUAGUUUAGCCGACCUUGCUAAAUUCUUUGAAAAGAAUUCUUUUGCAGUCAUCACCGAUCAGAACCGAAAAUGGUGUCUGGGUGUAGCCACCAAGUAUGAUUUAAUUAGUUUCUUGCAUCGACGUCAAUUUUUGUAAUAAGGAAAAAAAAAAAAAAAAAGGAUAGUACUUUAUUUAUAAAAGGGGGAGUAUAUAAAAC
Molecule: messenger RNA, 1576 nt
Organism: Mucor mucedo
Lineage: Eukaryota; Fungi; Mucoromycota; Mucoromycetes; Mucorales; Mucoraceae
Product: tryptophan synthase beta subunit-like PLP-dependent enzyme
Exons: 5
Coding region: 67-1515 (482 amino acids)
Cellular component (GO): cytoplasm
Molecular function (GO): cysteine synthase activity; cystathionine beta-synthase activity
Source: RefSeq, a predicted model, not a curated record